Drosophila sulfurigaster albostrigata is the source of this 4309-nucleotide messenger RNA. RefSeq names its product tyrosine-protein kinase JAK2-like. The transcript is spliced from 21 exons. The coding region runs from base 42 to 4232 and encodes 1396 amino acids. Gene Ontology annotation, biological process: JNK cascade; protein phosphorylation; positive regulation of canonical NF-kappaB signal transduction. NCBI's taxonomy places the organism in Eukaryota, Metazoa, Arthropoda, Insecta, Diptera, Drosophilidae. The record is from RefSeq and is a predicted model, not a curated record. Gene Ontology annotation, molecular function: MAP kinase kinase kinase activity; ATP binding; magnesium ion binding.
GACAAUUGCAGUUUGCUUUAGUCAAUUUUUGAUAUUGAAUUAUGAACGACAUACACAUAAGCGUGAACUACAAAGAAAUAAUAUUAUGUGAUCUGAUUGGUCGUGGCUCCUUUUGGGAUGUACGUAAAGGAAUAUUGCGAACUAAUGGACAAGAAAAAGAAGUAGCUGUAAAAACUAUAAACGGAUAUUUUGAAGAGAAUGUGAAUGUCCUUCGAAAAAUACAAAAACAAAAAAAUAUUAUCCAUCAGAAUAUUAUAACACUAUAUGGGGUUAUACAAAUUCUCAGCAACAUAUGCUUAAUUUUUGAGUAUGCAGACUGUGGAACACUCUACAAUUUCUUGCAUCACUCCGAUAAGGACGUCUCUUUCAACGUCAAAUUAAAUUGGAUGAUGCAAUGCGCCAAGGGUAUGGAGUACUUGCACAACAAAAAUAUAAUUCACCGGGGUCUUAAGACGAAGAGUUUGUUGCUCUUUAAUGAAUACAGUGUAUUGAAAAUAAGCGGACUUCAUACAAGUACGGAAGUCACUACAAUAAAUACCGAAAUAGUGGGGACACUUUGUAUGGCUCCGAAAGUGAAAACCACAAAUGGAGAUUGCAAUGCAAAGUGUGAUCUAUACAGAUAUGGAAUAAUAUGUUGGGAGCUAAUGUCAGAGAAGAAACCAUUUUACGAAUUGGACAACAUGCAUCCAUCAGAUAUUAAAACGAAAAUUGAUAAUGGUCGUCGUCCGAAUAUAAAUGAUGCCAAUAUUCAUGAUGAGUCUGGUUGCAUUGGACAUAUAAUUGAAAAGUGCUGGGAUCAAGUUCCAGAAAACCGACCAAUGAUGCAAGAAAUUUGUGUUCUUCUUCCUAUGAAUCCACUAGCUAAUACUAACGUAGACUUCAAAGAGAUUGAACUAGGGGAACUUAUUGGACAUGGCAGUUAUGGUAUCAUUCACAAAGCAAUCUGGAAACUUCUCGAUGCAAAAAACAUAUCAGUUGCUGUGAAAAUAAUUAAAAACAGGAGUCAAAAUUCAGUGCAAUUUGAAAAAGAUGUUUAUAAGGAAAUUCAGAAUCUAAGAAAAUGUAUUCAUCGGAAUAUUGUCACAUUAUAUGGAGCCUCAAAAGAUUCGAGCAACAACAUUUACUUACUCCUUGAGUACACAGAUUGUGGAUCACUCUAUGAUUUUUUGCAUCACUCACUCAAGGAAGUUUCAUUCAACGUGAAGCUUGAUUGGAUGCUGCAAUGUGCCACGGGUUUGGAGUUCUUGCAUAAAAAUAAUACAAUUCAUCGGGAUCUUAAGACGAAAAACUUGUUACUUUUCAAUGAAUAUCGUACAUUGAAAAUUUGUGACUUUGGAAGAGUGAAAGAAUUUGCAAAUUACAGUAGUGAUUUAAUGGAAUCAGUUUGUUAUAUGGCUCCUGAAGUUUAUAACGAAAAUGGAAAAUACAAUAAAAUGUGUGAUAUAUUUAGCUUUGGAAUAAUUUUUUGGGAAGUAUUAUCUAGGAAGAAGCCGUUUUACGAAUUUAAUGAAAUGCAACCGGUGGAUAUCAAAACUAAAAUUAUUAAUGGUAUACGACCGAACAUAAGUGAUGCGAAUAUUAAUGAUGGCUCCGGUUACAUUAAAUUAAUAAUUGAGAAGUGCUGGGAUCAUACUUCAGAAAAUCGACCGACAAUGAAGGAAUUGAAUGAUCUUCUUCCUAUAUUUCCUCUUUAUCCACUUGAUUACCAAUUGGUAAAAUUUGAGGAGCUUCAGCUUGUCGAUGUGAUUGGACAAGGAAGCUAUGGAGAUGUCCAUAAAGCAAUUUGGAAGCAUCCCAAUACGAAAGAGAUAUUUAUUGCUGUGAAAAUGAGUAAAGUCGUUAGAUCACUAACCGAGAAGAUUAUGUCCGCAAAAUAUGUUUUUCGAGAAAUGCAAAAUCUAAAAAAAUGUAUUCAUCCAAAUAUUGUUACAUUGCACGGUGUCACUAAGGACCGUGACAAUCAAUUUUGCUUACUUCUUGAGUAUGCAGAUUGUGGAACACUCUACAAUUUCUUGCAUAAUUCGGAUCUCGAUUUCGAAUUCAACAGAAAGCUUGAUUGGAUGCUGCAAUGUGCCACGUAUUUACACAGAAACCAAAUAAUUCUUCUGGAUCUUAAGACACGCAACCUGAUGCUUUUCAAAAAAUUUCGUGUACUAAAAAUAUGUGGAUAUAAAAUCGCCAAAAUAAACUCUGAACUUGUGGGGACAAUUCGUUAUACAGCUCCAGAAAUAUUUAUCACAAAUGGCGCUGCCAAUAAAAACUGCGAUGUAUAUAGCUUUGGAAUCAUAUUUUGGGAAGUCAUGUCUAGGAAGAAGCCAUUUUACGAAGACGGUGACAUGCACAUGUUAGCUAUCCAAAAUAAAAUUAAUCAUGGUCUUCGUCCGAAUAUAAAUGAUGCCAAUAUUCAUGAUGAGUCUGGUUGCAUUGGACAUAUAAUUGAAAAGUGCUGGGAUCAAGUUCCAGAAAACCGGCCAACGAUGCAAGAAAUUUGUGUUCUUCUUCCUAUGAAUCCACUAGCUAAUACUAACGUAGACUUCAAAGAGAUUCAACUUGGGGAACUUAUUGGACAUGGCAGUUAUGGUAUCAUUCACAAAGCAAUCUGGAAACUUAUCGGUGCAGAAAACAGAUCAGUUGCUGUGCAAAUAAUUCAAAACAGGAGUCAAAGUUCAGUGCAAUUUCAAAACGAUGUUUAUAAUGAAAUUCAGAAUCUAAGAAAAUGUAUUCAUCGGAAUAUUGUCACUUUAUAUGGAGCCUCAAAAGAUUUGAGCAACAACAUUUACUUACUCCUUGAGUACACAGAUUGUGGAUCACUCUAUGAUUUUUUGCAUCACUCACUCAAGGAAGUUUCAUUCAACGUGAAGCUUGAUUGGAUGCUUCAAUGUGCCACGGGUUUGGAGUUCUUGCAUAAAAAUAAUACAAUUCAUCGGGAUCUUAAGACGAAAAACUUGUUACUUUUCAAUGAAUAUCGUACAUUGAAAAUUUGUGACUUUGGAAGAGUGAAAGAAUUUGCAAAUUACAGUAGUGAUUUAAUGGAAUCAGUUUGUUAUAUGGCUCCUGAAGUUUGUGUAAAUUUUUCGCAGAACGAAAAUGGGAAAUACUAUAAAAUGUGUGAUGUAUUUAGCUUUGGAAUAACUUUUUGGGAAGUAUUAUCUAGGAAGAAGCCAUUUUACGAAUAUAAUAAUGUGCCUUCGGUGGUUAUCAUAAAAAAAAUUAUUGAUGGUUUUCGACCGAAAAUAAGUGAUGCAAAUAUUAAUGAUGGCUCCGGUUACAUUGAAUUAAUAAUUCAGAAGUGCUGGGAUCGUCUUCCAAAAAAUCGGCUGACCAUGAAAGAAUUGUGUGCUCUUCUCCCUAUAUUUCCUAUUUGUCUUCUAGAUAUCGGAAUUGUAAACUUAGAAGAGGUUCAGCUUGGUAAAUUUAUUGGACGUGGAAACUCAGGAGUUGUCCACAAAGCAAUUUGGAAGCUUCCCGAUGCGGAUGAAAAAUCAAUUGCUGUAAAAAUAAUUCAAUAUCAUAAUGUUGAUUCAAUAACGGAAAAUAUUAUAUUUGCAAAAAAUGUAUUUCGAGAAAUACAGAUUAUAAAAAAAUGUAUCCAUCGGAAUAUUAUCGCAUUAUACGGAGUAUCGAAGACUCCUGACAAUAGGUUUUAUUUACUUCUUGAGUAUGCAGACUGUGGAUCACUACAAAAUUUCUUGCAUUAUUCGAAUGAAAACGUUUCAUUCAAGAAGAAGAUGGAUUGGAUGCUGCAAUGUGCCACGGGUAUAGAAUUCUUGCAUAGCAAAAAUAUAGUUCACCGAAAUCUUACUACGCAUAACUUAUUGCUAAUGAAUAAUUAUCAUACAUUGAAAAUAUGUGACGUUGGAACUAUGAGUAAACUUUCAACAAGCUAUACAGAACACAUUGGCACAAUUAGGUAUAUGGCUCCUGAAGUAUGUAAUUCUAAUGACAAAUAUACGAAAAUGUGUAACGUAUUUAGCUUUGGCAUAAUUUUUUGGGAAGUGAUGUCCAGGAAGAAACCGUUCGAAGAAUUUAUAAAUAUAAAUCCAUUAGAUUUACAACGUAAAAUUAUUAAUGGUGAUCGGCCGAAUAUAAAUGAAUUGAACAUUUUCAAAUAUUCCAAUCGUAUAAAGUCAUUUAUAGAAAAAUGCUGGAAUCACGAUCCAAAAAUUCGACCUACUACAGAUCAACUGUUUAAUUUUUUCAAGAAUACUGAGCUGCACAACUGUGAACUUUGAAAUCGCAGUGUAUAUUAAUAUAUAUUUGUAUAUAAUUAUAUAUAUGCAACCUUUUGCAAAAUUUUAUAAUUAUGUGA